GUUCUUGUCAAGGUGUUGGAUAACAAUGAUAAUGGCCCAGAAUUCUCUCACCCAAGUUACGAUGUCACCAUUUCAGAGGACAUCCUCCCUGAUACUGAAAUUCUGCAAAUUGAAGCUAUAGACAGAGAUGAAAAGCAUAAGCUGAGCUACACUAUUCACAGCAGCAUCGAUACAGUCAGCGUGAGAAAAUUCAGAAUUGAUCCCAGCACUGGGGUGCUCUAUACUGCUGAGAGGCUAGACCACGAAGCUCAAGAUAAGCACAUCCUUAAUGUCAUGGUAUGUACAUACAUAACGAUGAAAAAGUUCAUUGGCAGCUACGAGCACCAGACUGACACAUGCCUGACCGUAGUGGGUAACAUUGUUCAUAGCUCUAUGAAAGAAGGAACAGUGGGCAAGGUCCGAGAUCAAGAAUUCCCUUAUAGAAGAAACCUGGCCAGAGUCAUCAUAAAUGUGGAAGACUCCAAUGACCACAGUCCGUACUUCACCAGCCCAUUGUACGAAGCCUUGGUGUUUGAAUCAGCAGCAGUUGGAUCAGCAGUCUUGCAGGUCACAGCUUUGGACAAAGAUAAGGGAGAAAACGCAGAGCUUAUCUACACUAUUGAAGCAGGAAACACGGGAAACACAUUCAAGAUUGAACCCGUUUUAGGGAUCAUUACAUUACUGAAGGAGCCAGACUUAACCACCAUGGGACAGUUUGUUUUGUCAGUCAAAGUGACUGAUCAAGGUUCGCCACCACUGUCUGCAACAGCAAUUGUGCGGAUAUCUGUGACGAUGGCAGAUAACUCCCACCCAAAGUUCACUCUCAAAGAUUACCAGGCGGAGGUUAAUGAAAAUGUGGAUAUUGGUACUUCUGUUAUCUCUCUGUCUGCAAUCAGUCAGUCCACGUUAGUUUAUGAGGUUAAAGAUGGGAAUGUGGAUGGAGUCUUCACUGUAAACCCGUAUUCUGGAGUGAUCACCAGUCAAAAAGCCCUUGAUUAUGAACGUGCUUCUUCCUAUCAGCUCAUCGUACAGGCAACAAAUAUGGCAGGCAUGGCAUCAAAUGCCACUGUGAACAUUCAGAUUGUUGAUGAAAAUGAUAACCCACCGGUUUUUCUCUUCUCUCAGUACUCUGGCAGCAUAAGUGAAGCUGCUCCCGUAAACAGCAUAGUCCGGAGUGCAAAUAUCAGUCCCCUCGUGAUACGUGCCACUGAUGCUGACAGCAACCAGAAUGCUUUGCUUGUCUACCAGAUUGUUGAGUCUACAGCUAAAAAGUAUUUCACGGUAGAUUCCAGCACAGGUGCAAUCAGAACAAUUGCAAAUUUAGAUCAUGAAACAAUUGCCCACUUCCACUUCCGUGUGCAUGUUAGAGACAGUGGGAAUCCUCAGCUUACAGCGGAGAGCCCCGUUGAAGUGACUAUCGAGGUAACUGAUGUCAAUGACAACCCACCAGUCUUCAGCCAGGCUGUAUUUGAGACAGUCCUGCUCCUGCCCACAUAUGUUGGUGUUGAGGUUCUCAAAGUCAAGGCCACAGACCCAGAUUCAGAGAUCCCUCCUGAAUUAACAUAUAGUAUAAUUGAAGGCAAUAUGGACCAUUUUUUAAUUGAUUCAAGCACAGGGGUACUCACCAUUAAAAACAAUAGCCUCUCCAAAGACCACUAUAUGCUAAUAGUAAGAGUAUCUGAUGGGAAAUUUUAUAGCACUGCUAUGGUGACAAUAAUGGUAAAAGAAGCCAUGGAUAGUGGGCUCCAUUUCACACAGAAUUUUUAUUCCACUUCUAUCUCAGAAAACAUCACCAAUCUCACCAAGAUUGCUGUGGUGAAUGCUGUUGGUAACCGCCUUAAUGAGCCUUUGAAAUACAGUAUAUUAAACCCAGGCAACAAAUUUAAAAUCAAAUCCACCUCAGGAGUCAUUCAGACGACUGGCAUCCCCUUCGACCGAGAGGAACAAGAGCUGUACGAGCUGGUGGUGGAAGCAAGCCGUGAACUCGAUCACCUUCGUGUCGCUCGAGUGGUGGUGAGGGUUUACAUUGAGGACAUAAAUGACAAUGCCCCAGUGUUUGUAGGCCUUCCGUACUAUGCUGCUGUGCAAGUUGAUGCUGAGCCUGGUACCCUAAUAUAUCGAGUGACGGCUAUUGAUAAAGAUAAGGGUGAAAAUGGUGAGGUGUCCUAUCUUCUGAAGGAAGACUAUGGACAUUUUGAAAUUGAUAGAGGAACUGGCAGUGUCACUUUAAAAGAAGCCUUCAAUUCCGAUUUAUCUAAUAUAGAGUAUUUGGUUGUCAUUCUCGCAAAAGAUGGCGGGAACCCAUCGUUGUCUGCUUCUGUCACUGUGGACUUGAUCAUUAAUGAUGUGAAUGAUAAUCCUCCAGUUUUUGAUCAGACAGCUUAUAAUGCAACUUUGUCUGAAGCAUCUUUGAUUGGGACUCCUGUACUGCAGGUUGUUGCUAUUGAUGCCGACUCAGACAACAACAAGAUUGUGCAGUAUCAGAUAGUCCAGGACACGUUUAACAGCACAGACUAUUUCCAUAUAGACAGCACCAGCGGCCUAAUUCUGACAGCCCGGAUGCUGGAUCAUGAACUCAUACAGCAGUGCAGCUUGAAAGUCAGAGCAACCGAUAACGGGUUCCCACCACUGAGCAGUGAGGUUCUUGUCAGUAUCUCAAUAACAGAUAUGAAUGACAACCCUCCAGUUUUUAACCAGUUAAUAUAUGAAUCGUAUGUGAGUGAACUGGCCCCUCGAGGUCAUUUUGUGACUUGUGUCCAAGCCUCUGAUGCUGACAGCUCCGAUUUUGACAGACUGGAAUACAGCAUCUUAUCAGGAAAUGAUCGGACCAGUUUUCUUAUGGACAGCAAGAGUGGCGUUAUCACGCUUUCCAACCACCGGAAACAGAGAAUGGAGCCCAUGUACAGCCUAAAUGUGUCUGUGUCAGACGGGCUGUUCACCAGCACAGCUCAGGUGCACAUACAGAUCCUUGGGGCCAACCUCUACAGCCCUGUGUUUUCGCAGAGUGUUUACGUUGCAGAGGUUAGAGAAAAUGCUGCUCCUGGAACUAAGGUAAUCCAUGUGAAGGCAACAGAUGGGGAUUCAGGUGUAUACAGCCAGAUAAGCUACUCCAUAAUAAAUGACUUUGCCAAGGACCGAUUUUUGAUUGAUAGCAAUGGGCAGAUUCUGACAACUGAGCGGUUAGACCGAGAGAGCCCGCUGGAGAGCGACAUUGGUAUAUUUUUGAGAGCCCUCGAUGGCGGGGGCAGGACUACAUUUUGCACUGUGAGGGUGAUAGUAGUGGAUGAGAAUGACAACGCUCCCCAAUUUCUGACAGUUGAAUACAGAGCAAGUGUAAAGGCAGAUGUUGGGAAAGGUUACUUGGUGACGCAAGUGCAAGCAGUAGAUCCAGAUGAUGGAGCCAAUUCUAGAAUUACCUAUUCUCUGUAUAGUGAAGCCUCUGUUUCGGUAGCUGAUCUGCUGGAAAUAGAUCCAGACAACGGAUGGAUGGUCACCAAGGGUAGCUUUAACCAGCUGAAAAACACAGUUCUGUCAUUCUUUGUCAAAGCAGUCGAUGGUGGCAUUCCCGUAAAGCAUUCCCUCAUACCUGUCUACAUCCAUGUUUUGCCUCCAGAAACUAUUUUGCCUUCCUUUUCUCAACCCCAGUAUUCUUUUACCAUAGCAGAAGACACCGUCAUAGGCAGUACCAUUGACAUUCUGCAUGUUUUGCCUAAUCCGGGCGCUUUGUACAGCACAGUUAAUGGUGAGCUGACUGAAAACAACAAAGAUGGGGUUUUCAUCAUAGAGCAAGACACGGGGCUCAUAAAGCUGGAUAAGAGACUUGACCAUGAGACAAAUCCUGCUUUCCACUUCAAAGUUGCAGCCACCAUUCAGUUAGACAAAGUAGACAUUGUGUUGACUGUGGAUGUGGAAGUUAAGGUAUUGGACGUAAAUGACAACAAGCCCGUGUUUGAAACAGCUGGCUAUGAUGCUAUAAUAAUGGAAGGGAUGCCCAUAGGAACAAAACUUAUUCAAGUUAAAGCGGUUGAUGCAGACUCGAGUGCAAAUGGACAGGUCACGUAUAUGCUUGCGGUGGAAUCAGAGCUGGAGAAGAUCACAGAAGCAUUCACCAUUGAUAGCAACAGUGGCUGGAUCAGCACGCUGAAGGAUCUGGACCAUGAAAAGGAUCCUGCUUUCACCUUUGCAGUGGUGGCCUCAGAUCUGGGGGAAGCUUUAUCCUUGUCCUCAACCACCUUGGUCUCCGUUACCGUGACAGAUAUAAAUGAUAACGCACCAGUCUUUGAGCAUGAGGUGUACAGAGGGUCAGUGAAGGAGAGUGACCCGCCGGGGGAAGUUGUGGCUGUUCUUAGCACUUGGGAUGAAGACACAUCUGAUGUCAACCGACAGGUUAGCUACCAUAUUACAG
Molecule: messenger RNA, 4384 nt
Organism: Eurypyga helias (sunbittern)
Lineage: Eukaryota; Metazoa; Chordata; Aves; Eurypygiformes; Eurypygidae
Product: protocadherin Fat 3-like
Exons: 5
Biological process (GO): homophilic cell-cell adhesion
Cellular component (GO): cell-cell junction; plasma membrane
Molecular function (GO): calcium ion binding
Source: RefSeq, a predicted model, not a curated record